GAUGGGAGGAUUUCCUGGUGCAAUGGAUCCAAUGUUUAUGCAAGGUAUGUUCAAUGGCCAACAAGACUUCCCAGGACAACCGCCGCCGUUCAUGCCGCCUCAACAACAACAUAACCAACAACAACCGGCAUUUACAGGACCAGCAAGUCGAGCAAUGCAACAAAAUCGACCGAGCCAUAGUCCCGCGCCACCACCACCUGCACCGGGUGGGUUUGAAGAGAUGCCCAAAAUCCCGACUGGUCCGAGUAAAGGCAGGGGAGGACGCAGCAGGCGCUGAGUUGCCGCUGAUCUUGGGGCCAUGGAGUCGGAGAGUAAAUAAGCAUAGCUGCAUCGAGUAUUCCAUCUGGUGAGCUGAAUCGUGAGAAUUGGUCGUCCAUCAACCAGCAAGAUCAAGACAAACUACAGUACACAACCCAGGACACGAGCAUGGAUCUCGUCAGUCAGCUCGAAGACAGGCUCCUCUUCGCCAUUCCCAAAAAGGGUCGUUUGUACGAAAAAUGCCUGCAAUUCCUUGAUGGCGCCGACAUCAAAUUCUCCCGCAAUCAUCGCUUGGAUAUCGCAUUGUCUCUCAAUAUGCCCGUGGCUCUCAUCUUCCUACCGGCGAGUGAUAUUCCUCGUUUUGUGGCUGAGGGUAAUGUUGACCUGGGUAUCACUGGACAGGAUCAAGUCGCUGAAUCAUGCGCGAUGGAUACCGAUAUCCACGUAUCUGAAUUACUGGAUCUGGGUUUCGGCAAGUGUAAGCUACAGGUCCAAGUGCCCGGUGCAGGGCCUAUCAAGCGGGUGGAAGACUUGAUUGGCAAACGCGUCGUGACCUCGUUCGAUGUCAUUGUUCGCGAGUACUUCCGCAAGCUAGAGUCCAAGCAGGCUGGCAAGGACAUCAAAGCUUCUGAGAUCCAAACGCACAUCAAGUAUGUCGGUGGCAGUGUUGAAGCUGCCUGUGCACUUGGUGUUGCGGAUGGUAUUGUGGAUCUUGUUGAAUCUGGUGAGACCAUGCGUGCUGCUGGUUUGAUGGCCAUUGAAACGGUCAUGGAUACGUCCUGCUGCUUGAUUCAAUCAUCCCAUCCCAAACACCCAGAACUCAUCUCAACCUUGCUCAAGAGAAUACAAGGCUACAUGUCUGCACAAAAGUACGUCUUGUGCACCUACAACGUCUCGCACUCUUGCUUUGAUGCGUGUGUCAAAAUCACACCUGGCAAGCGGUCACCCACCGUGCAGAAUCUCGAAGGCCAGGUGGAUGGUGAGUCUUGGCGGUCUGUGUCAGCCAUGGUGCCAAAGAAGCGAUGCGCAGACAUCAUGGAUCAGUUGACGGAGGCUGGUGCACACGAUGUGCUCAUCACAUCUAUUCAAAAUUCACGAGCAUAAGAGCCAUUUUUGACAAAGUCUUCCAGAAGAGACAAGAGACGGGUCGUUCCCAUAGAAUUGAUAGACAUCACCCAACAAUCUAAAUCUCAUCAAUGUCAAAGUCGAAUUCGACAUCAUCAUCCUCGCCCUCACCACCAAAGGUAUCCGUUUCAUUGAUCUUUGCAGUCUCUGGCAACUCGCCAUAAGCUUUGAGACUACGCGCCUCAUCCGCCGUGUACUUCAAAAUCACAUCUCCCUUCUCAUCCUGGUAUUCUCGCAGGGAGAGUAAAAUGAUAUCACCUUGAUUGAUCCACACUUUUUUACGCAACUUGCCACGAAUGUGUGCUAGCCGCUUUUCACCAUCAAAGCACGCAGCUUCAAGUCGACCAUUGCCAAGCAUUUUAGUUACUUGCGCAUAAAUUUGACCAUCUUCUGCAAAGACGAGGUCGCGCUUUUCUCCCUCACUAAU
Messenger RNA from Protomyces lactucae-debilis, 1810 nucleotides. RefSeq names its product ATP phosphoribosyltransferase. The transcript has a single exon. The record is from RefSeq and is a predicted model, not a curated record. Gene Ontology annotation, biological process: L-histidine biosynthetic process. The coding region runs from base 427 to 1362 and encodes 311 amino acids. NCBI's taxonomy places the organism in Eukaryota, Fungi, Ascomycota, Taphrinomycetes, Taphrinales, Protomycetaceae. Gene Ontology annotation, molecular function: magnesium ion binding; ATP phosphoribosyltransferase activity. Gene Ontology annotation, cellular component: cytoplasm.